AUGCUGGUAGAGCAGGAACUAGUGACAUUUGAGGAUGUAGCUGUGGAUUUCACCCAGGAAGAGUGGCAAUACCUGAACCCUCCAGAGAGGACCCUGUAUAGAGAUGUGAUGCUUGAGACCUACAGCAACCUCAUUUCUGUAGUUAAGGUGACUUCCACAGGCUCUAAUGACCAAGGAGGUAUCUACCAGUUAUCAUCCUCAGAACAGCAUGUUACUAAACCAAAUCUCAUUAUCAAACUGGAGGUAGAAGAACCAGACCCCGAAGAUGGGGAAAUUCAAGUUCAGAGCUUCCCAGAAGUCUGCCAAGUUAAUGAACAGCUUGAGAAACAACAUUGGGAUAACCAAAAUAAGUAUUUGUUGAUGCAAGUUGGAUUCCCUGAUGACAAAAUAAUUACCAAGAGUGGCCAGAACUAUACUGAAUUUGGAAACACAUUCCAUCUGAGUACAAGCCUUGUUGUUCCAAUGCAAAGAUCCCAUAAAUUUGAAUCCUUUAGAAAUAAUAUGGUAGAUAAUUUAAAUUUACUUAGUAGAAGCUCUACAGAAAAUAAACAUGAUACUGAGUGUGCAAAAUUAUUCUUCCAUGCAGAAUAUGAAAAAACUAAUUUCAUAGUGAACUCCUGUGGAUAUAAAGAAUAUGAAAAAACCCUCACGAGAAAGAAAGGCCUUAGCCUUCAUCAGAGAAUUAAAAACGGAGAGAAGCCUUUUGAAUGCACUGCAUGUCAGAAAACCUUCAACAAAAAGUCACACCUCAUUGUACAUUGGAGAACUCACACAGGAGAGAAACCAUUUGAAUGCACUGAAUGUGAGAAAGCCUUUAGCCAAAAGUCUCAGCUCAUUAUACACUUCAGAACUCACACAGGAGAAAGACCCUUUGAAUGUCCAGAAUGUGGCAAAACCUUCAGAGAGAAGUCAACUGUCAUCAUACAUUACAGAACUCAUACAGGAGAGAAGCCUUAUGAAUGUAAUGAAUGCGGGAAAGCCUUUACUCAGAAAUCAAACCUCAUUGUCCAUCAAAAAACCCACACAGGAGAGAAAACCUAUGAGUGUACCAAGUGUGGGGAAUCUUUCCUACAGAAACUUGACCUAAUUAUACACCAUAGUAGUCACACAGGUAAAAAGCCUCAUGAAUGUAAUGAGUGUAAGAAAACAUUUGGUGAUAAGUCAACCCUCAUUACACAUCAGAGAACUCACACUGGAGAGAAACCUCAUAAGUGUACUGAAUGUGGGAAAUCUUUCAAUGAGAAGUCAACCCUCAUUGUGCACCAAAGAACUCACACUGGUGAAAAGCCCUAUGAGUGUAAUGUGUGUGGAAAAACUUUCACCCAAAAAUCAAAUUUGGGUGUUCAUCAAAGAACUCAUUCAGGAGAGAAACCGUUCGGAUGUAAUGAAUGUGAGAAAGCCUUCUCUCAGAAAUCUUACCUCAUGCUACAUCAGCGAGGGCACACUGGAGAGAAGCCCUAUGAAUGCAGUGAAUGUGAAAAGGCAUUUUCCCAGAAGUCCUAUCUCAUUAUACAUCAAAGAACUCAUACAGAAGAAAAACCCUAUACAUGUAAUGAGUGUGGAAAGGCCUUUCGAGAAAAGUCAAAGCUCAUUAUCCAUCAGAGGAUCCACACAGGAGAAAAACCGUAUGAAUGCCUCGUUUGCUGGAAAGCUUUCAGCCAGAAGUCACAGCUCAUCAUCCAUCAGAGAACACACACAGGAGAAAAGCCCUAUGAAUGCAUAGAAUGUGGCAAAGCUUUCAGGGAAAAAUCCACAUUCACUGUACAUCAGAGAACUCACACUGGAGAGAAGCCCUAUAAGUGUACAGAAUGUGGUAAAAACUUUACCCAGAAAUCCAACCUUAUUGUACAUCAGAGUACCCAUAUAGGAAAGAAAGCCCAUAGAAGAGGCCACACCCAUAAGUCAAAGCUCACUACACGAUAG
Psammomys obesus (fat sand rat) is the source of this 1923-nucleotide messenger RNA. It is a transcript of the gene Znf182, whose product is annotated as zinc finger protein 182. Gene Ontology annotation, molecular function: RNA polymerase II cis-regulatory region sequence-specific DNA binding; DNA-binding transcription factor activity, RNA polymerase II-specific. Gene Ontology annotation, biological process: regulation of transcription by RNA polymerase II. The record is from RefSeq and is a predicted model, not a curated record. NCBI's taxonomy places the organism in Eukaryota, Metazoa, Chordata, Mammalia, Rodentia, Muridae. Bases 1 to 1923 code for a protein of 640 amino acids. The transcript has 4 exons.